CCCCCCAGAUCUCCUUCCUUCCCUUCUUCUCCCCUCUCUAUUAAGAAGCGCCACUCAGAUCUCCCCGCCCGAACCCCCCCCCCCCCCCCCCCCCCCCCCCCCCGCCUCUGCCUCCCUCGUCAACGCAGCACGAGGACGAGCGCGAUGGCAUCGCCGGCCGCGGGCGCGGCCUCGGCGGUCCUCCUCUUGCUCGCCUUCGCCGUGGCGGGGGUGCUCUCCGACGGCUCGGACCACCGCUACAAGUCCAGCGAGCCCGUCCCGCUCUACGCCAACAAGGUCGGCCCCUUCCACAACCCCAGUGAGACGUAUCGGUACUUCGACCUCCCUUUCUGCUCUCCCGAAAAAGUGAAGGAGAAGAGUGAAGCCCUUGGGGAAGUCCUCAAUGGGGAUCGUUUGGUUGAUGCACCGUACAAGCUUGAUUUCCGUGUGGAUCUUGACUCCAAGCCGGUUUGCUCAAAGAAGCUCACCAAGGAGGAUGUUGCAAAGUUCCGGAACUCAGUAGCUAAGGACUACUACUUCCAGAUGUAUUAUGAUGAUCUUCCACUGUGGGGUUUCAUUGGUAAGCUGGAAAAGACAGCCAAGGCCGACCCGAGUGAGUGGAAGUAUUACCUAUACAGGCACAUUAUCUUUGACAUCCUCUACAACAAUGACCGGGUGAUUGAGAUCACUGUGCAUACUGACCAGAGUGCACUGGUCGACCUGACGGAGGAUAAGGAGGCUAAUGUGGAGUUCCUUUACACUGUCAAGUGGAAGGAGACAGCAACACCAUUUGAGAAGAGGAUGGAGAAGUACUCCAGUUCCUCCAACCUCCCGCAUCACCUGGAGGUUCAUUGGUUCUCGAUUAUCAACUCUUGUGUUACGGUUCUUCUCCUGACAGGGUUCUUGGCGACAAUCCUCAUGCGAGUACUGAAGAAUGAUUUUGUUAAGUAUGCCCAUGAUGAAGAAGCAGCUGAUGACCAAGAAGAGUCUGGAUGGAAGUAUAUCCACGGUGAUGUCUUCCGGUUCCCCAAGAACAAGUCAUUGUUUUCGGCUGCUCUUGGCACUGGAACUCAGCUGUUUGCUCUAACAACCUUUAUAUUCUUGCUUGCACUUGUUGGAGUAUUCUACCCUUACAACCGUGGCGCACUUUUCACCGCAUUAGUCGUUAUCUAUGCACUCACUUCAGGAAUUGCUGGGUACAUUGCUACCUCUUUCUAUUGCCAGCUAGAGGGAACAAACUGGGUGAGGAACUUGCUAUUAACAGGAUGCCUGUUCUGCGGACCUCUAUUCCUGACAUUCUGUUUCUUGAACACGGUUGCUAUUGCUUAUAGUGCAACGGCAGCAUUGCCAUUCGGCACUAUCUGUGUCAUUGUCCUCAUCUGGACCUUAGUUACAUUUCCUCUUCUAGUUUUGGGAGGCAUUGCUGGGAAAAACAGCAAAAGUGAAUUCCAAGCCCCUUGCCGUACCACCAAAUACCCGAGGGAGAUACCUCCACUUCCCUGGUACCGGACAACAGUUCCACAGAUGGCUAUGGCUGGAUUUUUGCCUUUCAGUGCUAUAUAUAUCGAGCUGUACUACAUCUUUGCUAGUGUGUGGGGCCACCGAAUUUACACCAUUUACAGCAUUCUCUUCAUAGUCUUCAUCAUCCUCCUUAUCGUCACUGCCUUCAUUACUGUUGCACUGACAUACUUUCAACUUGCUGCUGAAGACCAUGAGUGGUGGUGGAGGUCAUUCCUAUGCGGAGGAUCAACUGGAUUUUUUGUUUAUGGCUAUUGUCUGUACUACUACUAUGCGCGAUCAGAUAUGUCUGGCUUCAUGCAGACAUCUUUCUUCUUUGGGUACAUGGCCUGCAUCUGCUAUGCAUUCUUCCUGAUGCUGGGCAUGGUUGGUUUCCGUGCUGCCUUGUUCUUCGUUCGGCACAUAUACAAGUCCAUCAAGUGUGAGUAAACUGUUGUUAGAGGAUGAAGAGCAGCAGAGUUUGUACUCCUUUUUGGUGCCGCUAAGUCCCAGUAUAGAAAAGGUUAGCUCUUGCGUGCAACAGGAAGCAACUAGAGAUUGCCAUGUUUCAGAUUAGGCCAUUAUUCAUAGGAACAGGUAAUGAACCUAUAAAUUUGCUCUCUUUGUGCGACUGCUGUGAUAAAUUGUCUUUUCCUUCAGCCCGUGUAUGAUCUCUGUGACAUCAAGACGGUAUUACUUUGGACCAUAACCUACAUGAAUAUCUGUGAAAGUUCUUAUUAUGUUAUGUCAUAUUUCCUAUGGCAGAAUAACACGAGUGUAGAGAUGAUGCCUCAAGAAGGGCAUGUCCAGUCAGAGUUGUACCGUUAUACGUGUAUCCUUUGCUUCCUGUGUAUGUAUUGUGAGAUGUUCCGAUGUUAAAAUAUAGUAUACCCCGUUUUCAUGACCAA
Messenger RNA from Brachypodium distachyon (stiff brome), 2384 nucleotides. Its product is annotated as transmembrane 9 superfamily member 3. Bases 145 to 1926 code for a protein of 593 amino acids. Gene Ontology annotation, biological process: protein localization to membrane. Gene Ontology annotation, cellular component: membrane. Lineage: Eukaryota; Viridiplantae; Streptophyta; Magnoliopsida; Poales; Poaceae. The record is from RefSeq and is a predicted model, not a curated record. The transcript is spliced from 7 exons.